Molecule: messenger RNA, 4496 nt
Organism: Lontra canadensis (Northern American river otter)
Lineage: Eukaryota; Metazoa; Chordata; Mammalia; Carnivora; Mustelidae
Gene: USPL1
Product: ubiquitin specific peptidase like 1
Exons: 9
Coding region: 647-3931 (1094 amino acids)
Biological process (GO): protein desumoylation; Cajal body organization
Cellular component (GO): Cajal body
Molecular function (GO): SUMO binding
Source: RefSeq, a predicted model, not a curated record
UUACUGAUUCGAUUUGGUUCAGAGAGGUAAAUGCUGAAGAGAAACCAGAGUCGUUUGUUUUUCGCUCUUCUAAAGAGCGCGGAGGUGGAGAGGGUUAACGGAAUCCUGCACCUCCUCGGGUUUUCAGGGUUGGGUUUUGAACCUUUGAUGUCUUGGUCCUGUGCGUCUGUGAUUCUGGAGGGCUGGGUUUGGAACCAGGCAGGGCCGGGCACCCAAAGCCGCCCCAUUCCUCGGCUUUAAGUUCGCUCUGGUCGUACCUUUGGUAAUUCAUGUCCUGAGCCCCCUUGGUCUUGGAGGGCAAACUCAAAAUGGGUUUAAGGCUCUUCUCGGAACAGCUGGUUCUGUGGGUUUCCCCACAGUGCACGCGGGACUGUGAAACAAGCUUAACUGCAUAUUUUUCGUCAUUCCCAGGGCAACCUUUACACAUUCAUUGCGCUGUAACUGCGCUCGUAUGGGGCUAAGUAAUUCACAUUCGGGGUCCGGGAGUAUCAGUGACUCCCAGAAGUACUGAAAAGAGGGCGUCAUAAGAAAGGUGCUGAGGGUGAAGUGGAGUAGAGGAGGGCAAGAUUGGAAAGCCAGGGUUCAUUGAAAAAUCCUUAGUGAUAUUGACAUGUUUCAAGUGACAUAAAUUAGCCAAUGACUCGGAAUGAUGGAUUCCCCGAAGAUUGGAAAUGGUUUGCCAGUGAUUGGACCAGGGACUGAUAUAGGGAUAUCUUCACUCCACAUGGUGGGGUAUUUGGGAAAAAAUUAUGAUUCAGCUAAAGUCCCGUCAGAUGGGUAUUGCCCUGCUUGUAGAGAGAAGGGAAAGUUAAAAGCCUUAAAGACUUACCGAAUUAGUUUUCAAGAAUCUAUCUUUUUGUGUGAGGAUCUGCAGUGCAUCUAUCCUUUGGGCUCUAAAUCACUUAGUAACUUAAUUUCUCCUGAUUUGGAAGAUUGUCAUACCAUAAGUAAGCCUCAAAAAAGGAAGUUCUUGGAAACCAACUAUAAAGAUUCACCUCCUUUAGCAAAUACCAAAAAGACUAAAAAUCAUGUUGUUGGUGAACAAGUUUUGAACAGCAAACAUGAUGGAGAAGCAUAUGAUGAAACCUCGUCUCACUUACCUGAUUUACCACACAGUGGUCUACAGAACCCAGUUAGGACAGCUGAUUCCUUGGAACAGAAUGAGAUUUUGGAGGCUGGUAUUGACAUGGCUGCUCAAGAAUGUCCUGCUACAGUUGAUGUUUCUGAAACUGGAGGGAUUUCUCCUCAGAAUGAAGGAUGCGCAUCUGAACUGGAAAUGGCAUUGGAGAGCAAAUGUACAUCACUUUGCCAGUCUUUAUGUGUCCAGUGGAAAAAUGCUAAUGCUCUCUGUUGGUUAGAUUGUAUUCUGUCAGCAUUGGUGCACUUGGAAGGGUUAAAAAAUACUGUGACUGACCUGUGCUCUAAUGCGAAUUCUGUGUUCUGGCAGUUGUUUAUGAAGUAUGAUCAAGCCAAUAAACUUCUGCAUGCCAAUCAGCUGGAUGGAAUUAAAGAUGGAGAUUGUAAAAAACUUACUUCAGAAAUACUUGCAAAGAUAGAGUCCUGUCUGAAUGAAGUCAGAGAUGAAAUUUUCAUUAGGCUUCAGCCUCAGCUUAGAUGCACAUUAGGUGAUAUGGAAAGCCCCGUGUUUGCACUUCCCCUGCUCUUAAAAAUGGAACCCGUCAUUGAAAAGCUCUUCAUGUAUUCUUUCUCUUGGAACUUUGAAUGUUCACAGUGUGGACACAAGUAUCAAAAUAGACAUAUGAAGAAUCUGGUCACUUUUACAAAUGUCAUCCCUGAGUGGCACCCACUUAAUGCUGCCCAUUUUGGUCCAUGUAACAUUUGCAGCAAUAAGUCACAGAGAAGAAAAAUGGUAUUGGAAAAAGUGUCUCCCGUAUUCAUGUUGCACUUUGUGGAAGGCUUGCCACAUAAUGACUUGCAGCACUAUUCAUUUCAUUUUGAAGGCUGUCUUUAUCAAAUAACUUCUGUAAUUCAGUACCAAGCAAAUAAUCAUUUUAUAACAUGGAUUUUAGAUGUGGAUGGAAGUUGGCUGGAGUGCGAUGACCUAAAAGGCCUACGUUCUGAAAGGCGUGAGAAAUUUGAAGUUGUUGCUUCAGAGGUACAUAUUGUUAUUUGGGAAAGAAAAACAUCCCCAUUGACAGAUAAGGCGUCUGCCUGCCCUCCAUUUAAAAAGACUAAUGAUGAGCCUCCUUUUGAUGAUGAGAAGCCAGCCUCUCCAACUCGGUGUUCUGUGGGCGAUGCUGCCUCUGCUGAGCCAUUCUCAAGGACACUCCCCACCGGUGUGGCAGUUGGACCUAGCACACUCUCACAGGGUGAAGCUGUAGCUCUAGCUCAUGGGCAUCAUUUACUUUCAGGUCCAGAAAGUUUGGUUGACAAUAGUAUUUUAUCUUUGACACUUGAAGAAAUACAGGUUAACUCUGAAUGUUUCCUCUUAGAAAAUGAACUUGUGGCUGAAAAUGCAGGAGUUGGCAAAACAGAAACUUUGCAAUCACAAGAGUUAUUAAUGGCUUCUUUAGUAUCAGCUCCAUGUGUUGAAAAGCUUACUCAGGACCGAUUCGUGGACUUAAGCUUGCCAUCUCCAGUUGUAGAUGCAAACAUGCCGUUGGCACAGCCGAAUACAGAAGACACUGUAAUAAUUAAAUCUGUGAAUACUGUUCAUGCUACUGACUCUAUAAGUGGAGUAAAGCUGGUAGAAGUUGAGGGUACAGUUGCCCUAAAGAAGGAUACUCCAUUAAAACACUUUCUGUCACCCAAAACUGAGAAGUUAAAACCAGAACAAGCUGUUACAGCUCAGGUAUCUGAUUGGAAAAAAAAUGAAACUGUGGCAUCUUCUCAAACCAUAACAGCGAAAUCAGGACAGAAUCCAUCACUGAAAGAAACUCAGAAGAAACCAUUUGUAGGAAGUUGGGUUAAAGGCCUAUUAAGUAGGGGUGCUUCUUUUAUGCCACCUUGUGUUUCAGCUCAUAAUAGAAACACUGUAACUGAUUUGCAGCCUUCAGUUAAGGGGGCAAGUAAUUUCGGUGGCUUUAAAACGAAAGGCAUAAACCAAAAGGCUAACCGGGCAUCCAAGAAAGCCAAUAGGUGUGCAAAUAAGCCACCUACAGUUAGUAACCCUCUCCCAGGCCAUCCAUUGUCUGGUAGCACGACUUCUCGUGUGUGUGCUGAUGUUAUCGCUGAUACAGAUGCUUUGAAGAAAUGUGACAAUACCUCCUACGGAGCUCACCGUAGGCAUGAUUCUUGUGUGAAAGAAAAUGGUGUUUCUUCUGCAAACCAUGGAGACUCAGUUGAGUCUCAGAUUCAUAAACUUCGUCUAAAACUUCUUAAAAAACUGAAAGCCAAAAAGAAGAAAUUAGCUGCUCUUAUGUCUUCCCCUCAAAAAGGAACACCUCCAAGUGAAAAUUUAGAACAUGUGUCCCACUGUGGGUCUCCAAAUGAUUGUGAAUCAAUAGAAGACUUGCUAAAAGAACUACAGUAUCAAAUUGAUACUGCUGAUAAUAAAUCUGGGUGCACAACUCCAUACAGUAGUCAAAGUCAUGAAGAAAUUUUAGCAGAAUUAUUGUCUCCUACAACUGUUGUCUCAACAGAGCACUCGGUAAAUGGGGAGGCUGACUUUAGGUAUUUAGAAAUGGGAGAUGACCACAUCCCAGCACCAGUGUCUACUGAAUUAAAUGAUAUUCCCCAAAACACACAUCUGAGACAGGACCAUAAUUACUGUAGCCCCACCAAGAAAAAUCAGUGUGAAGUUCAGCCAGAUUCGCUGACAAAUAAUGUCUGCAUUAGGACUUUGAAUUUGGAAAGUUCCAUGAAGACUGAUAUUUUUGAUGAGUUUUUUUCCACUUCAACAUUAAAUUCCUUAGCAAAUGACACAUUAGACUUACCUCAUUUUGAUGAAUAUCUCUUUGAGAGUUGUUGAGUGCAUGUUCUCUCUUUUUAGUAUUUAUUACUGCUCUUGGAAAAACUUAAUAAGUUAGUAUAGUGUUUACACACUGGCCUUGUCAUGAAUAAAAUGUAAGCUGCUGAAGGUUUUACCUUUGCUUCUACUCAUAAAGCAUGUAAUCUGUUAUGCAAAUUAAAAUGAUCAAGAAUUGGUUUUCCUUGUUCGCUUUAUUUUGUAUUGUAGGAGAAGGAGGAUUUCAGAAUGUUAAACAUGAAAACUAGUGUCUAGUUUCUGGCAUUUUUUAUAGCUGGGUACAUUAAAUUUCUACAUUUUUAAUUUAGGUUACACUGGUUCAAGAAAAACAAUCGUUUGUACAAACUUAAGUCAUUGUAUGUGGGAUAUAGAAUGGGUGACUGUUUGGUAAUGGUUGUGUGAUCAUUUUGGACCCUAAGCCUGUUUGCUACACCAGUUGAAUGCUGUGGAAUGUAAACCGCCCCCUGUAGAGAAUACAACUUCUCUGUUUAGAAAAGAUGGUAGGAAACCUUGUUACUAGAACUCCAAGUAAUGUUACAUGAUUAAUAAGUGAUCUCUAACAGGAAAA